GUCUCCCGCUUGCAGUUUGCACCUAACGUCAAAAUGGUAACCUGGACCAAAGAAGAGGAAAACAUCGACGUUCAUUUCGGCUUCGAAGUUGACAAGGGCUACUUCAUCAUUGUUUACGACAUGCGUCUCGCAGCGUAUCUUCCUGACGGAUCCGAAUUCGAUGAUGUCCGUUUUGCCGUAUGCGCGGACGGCACUGGGGCUUAUUUCACGGCUUACACUGGCACAUGCAGACAGGGAAGAUGUGUCAGUGUUGAUACGAUGCGGAAACUCUGGAAGGCCUAUGGCGUCUACGAGGAGGGUUUGCGUGGGCUGUCAAUGGGCGGCGUUCGUGAUCUGGAGGAUCUUCAUGGGAUUGUUGAUCGUAUGUGAUGGGUUGUGGAAUUUGAGAAAUGAAGGGGGCUUUCUAAGACUGAAGU
Molecule: messenger RNA, 416 nt
Organism: Aspergillus alliaceus
Lineage: Eukaryota; Fungi; Ascomycota; Eurotiomycetes; Eurotiales; Aspergillaceae
Exons: 2
Coding region: 34-369 (111 amino acids)
Source: RefSeq, a predicted model, not a curated record